This is a messenger RNA of Sinocyclocheilus anshuiensis, 3031 nucleotides long. RefSeq names its product mucolipin TRP cation channel 1a (gene mcoln1a). Gene Ontology annotation, molecular function: NAADP-sensitive calcium-release channel activity. Lineage: Eukaryota; Metazoa; Chordata; Actinopteri; Cypriniformes; Cyprinidae. The transcript is spliced from 15 exons. The record is from RefSeq and is a predicted model, not a curated record. The coding region runs from base 209 to 1951 and encodes 580 amino acids. Gene Ontology annotation, cellular component: lysosomal membrane; plasma membrane.
CGGUCUUGUCACGUGACCUCAUCGGAAGUUGCCUGUGCUGCUCGCGAGUGGACGCUUGUUGUAAACAUGCGGUAACCGGAGAGGAACCCUUCAAUGAACCACAGAGGGCCAAAACAAGCCCGUUGAACAGACUCGGGUCCCGUUGUGCUGUGAAUUAAACUGGCAUUUUAAUGCCGACAGCCUCUGCGCGUGAUUUUAAACCGCUGACAUGGCCGAGGUGGACGCGAAUAAAGUCAAUCAUAUUUCCUCCGAAGAGGAUAGGCUACUGUUUCCGGUGACAGGCUAUGAUUUGAAUGACUGCAGGGAUGAGUAUAGCAACCCCAGGCCGUCCCCGGUAACAGGUGGCUGGAUAGGUGCUGACCAAGAAGAGGAAGCAGUGCGCAGGAAGUUAAAAUAUUUCUUCAUGAGUCCCUGUGAAAAGUACCAAGCCAAAGGCCGAAAACCUUUUAAACUGGUAUUGCAAAUACUGAAGAUACUUAUAGUAACUGUACAGCUGGUACUUUUUGGCUUAAGCAAUGAAAUGGUGGUGACGUUUAAAGAGGAAAACACAGCUUCAUUUAAACACCUUUUUCUCAAAGACUACGAUGAUUCAAAUGAUGCGCUUGCUGUUUACACACAGAGUGAUGUUUAUGACCACAUGUUUCACACAAUAGAACAGUACCUGGCUUUGCCGGAGACGACAGUGGGCCGUUAUGCGUAUGUGUACAAUGUCGGUGUGAACGGAAGUGCGCUGUCUCUGUGUCAGCAGUAUUAUAAAAAAGGCAGGAUCGACCCAGCUAACGACACCUUCAACAUCGAUCCGCAUGUGGUCACAGACUGUAUUGGAGUGAACCCUUUGUCCACUCCCACAGCAGGUCUGGGCCGUGAUUACAGGAACUUCACCCUCAAGUUUCACAAGCUCAUUAAUGUCACCAUACAGUUCCAGCUGAAGGCUAUAAAUCUUCAGACCAUCAUCUACAAUGAAAUUCCUGACUGUUACACGUUCUUUAUCAUGAUUCUGCUGGAUAACAAAGCUCACAGUGGUAAAGUUAAGAUCAGUCUUGAUAAUCAGGCCUCCAUUAAGGAAUGUAGAGACCCCAGUGUGUCUGGACACGCUGAUAGUUAUGCUCGUGUGUGGUUUGAUGUGGCCGUUAUAGUGGUUUGUAUUUUCUCUCUGCUCCUCUGUGGUCGCUCGAUCAUCAGAGGAAUCAUUCUUCAAAAUGAGUUUGUGAAGUACUUUAAGAGCUCUCUGAAGCGUCAUGUCUGUUGGGGAGACAGAAUGGAGUUUAUUAACGGAUGGUAUAUUCUGCUCAUCAUUAGCGACGUGCUCACUAUCACAGGCUCCAUUAUUAAGAUCGGCAUUGAGCUAAAGAACCUCUCAUCCUACGAUGAGUGCGGGAUCCUCAUGGGCACCUCGACGUUAUUGGUUUGGGUUGGAGUUAUUCGCUACCUCACCUUUUUUCAGAAGUACAAUAUUCUCAUUGUCACUUUAAGAGCUGCAUUCCCUAAUGUGAUCCGUUUCUGUUGCUGUGUGGCGGUGAUCUACCUCGGUUAUUGCUUCUGUGGGUGGAUUGUGCUGGGACCCUACCAUGUUAAGUUCCGCUCUCUCUCGCUGGUGUCUGAGUGUCUUUUCUCUCUGAUCAAUGGAGAUGACAUGUUUGUGACCUUCAGUGGCAUGCAAGAGAGCAGCAUGCUCGUCUGGGUCUUCAGUCAGGUUUACCUCUACACGUUCAUCUCUCUGUUCAUUUACAUGGUGCUCUCUCUCUUUAUCGCUCUUAUCACUGGAGCUUAUGAGACCAUCAAGCAUCAAACUCAGGAGCCUAUCCAUAUCACUGAUCUGCAUGCGUUCAUCGCGGAGUGCACCGACACACCCAGCUCUGGAAAGUUCCGCGGCAUCGAGACCUCGCCGUGCUCUUUCUUCUGCUGCUGUGACAGAACCACCACAUAUGAGGACGUCCUCCUGGUCAACUAGUAAAGUCAUGGGACUUGAUGCCUGAAGACUAAACCUCCCUCUGUUGGUCACACUGUGGUACUGCAACAGGAAGGAAGCCAGUGGCAAUGAGAGGAAACCUCCAGACAAAAUACCUAAGAAGUCACAGUCGCUUCACUUCGGACCUUAUGUGGACAAGAGCACAUAUAAUUUUUACAAAAGAAUCGCUCCAGUCUGGGAUCAUUUAAGUUUUACCUCAACUUGUUCAUAGUUUUAACUUAAUUCUGGAGGUUGCUAAAGGCAGCCCAGUACUGCCUCUUAAUCUAUACGGAUAAAAACACUCAGACAUUUUGAAUUGGGAGAAUAUUAGACAGAUAACAAACUGCACACGUGCAGGCGAUGUGUACAGUAAUCAUUCCCUGAAUGUUGAUCCCACAUGUUCAUUCAGUGCACGUGCUGUGGUGUGCAAGUGGGUCAUCAGUGGCCUAUACUGGGAGACAGUGGUCAGUGAUUCAUAACUAUUGCUGUUUGUUCUGUUGGAUCGUUUUUAUGUUUUUUGAGUAACGUCUAGUCAUGUGUAAUGUCUGCAUCCGAAGGAGACUGAACUGGCAGGCCUAAGCGAAAGAUGAGGAGACCAUGUGAUUAAACAUCUUUUAAAAAACUGGCUCUUAUUCAGCAUUUAGAGCAGAAACAGCACUCCCUGGUGUCAUAAUAUCAUCUCCACUUACCCAUAACAAAAAUACAUGCUCUGCUAGCAUCAAUUCACACCCAGAAUGCCUCAGAAACGUAGCCUUAAUUUUUUUCUGGUGUGUAGAGCUGGCUGUAAUUUGGAAUGUAAUACCUUAUUGUUGAAUAGUAUGACUUUGAGUUGCUUUUCUGUAUUUUUUUAUGAGCUUUUUACCGGUAAUUCCAUACUGUUUCAAUUUGUUUUAUACAAAAAUGGAAUCAAAUGCAUUCUGUAACGUGAAAUCUUAUUGUAUAAAUGAUAUUAGACAGCCUUAACCUUGAUGAUUUAGUAUUUUAUAGAGAAAUACAGACUUUUACGGCCACCCUUCAUCAGCUUUGUUUUAAAACAGAGGCCUUCAAGAAAGCUAUUAUUAUAAGAUUACUGCUGAGGUCAUA